This is a messenger RNA of Annulohypoxylon maeteangense, 3256 nucleotides long. RefSeq lists its product as uncharacterized. Gene Ontology annotation, cellular component: cytosol; cytoplasm; plasma membrane. Gene Ontology annotation, molecular function: protein-macromolecule adaptor activity; ubiquitin protein ligase binding. The record is from RefSeq and is a predicted model, not a curated record. Bases 128 to 2557 code for a protein of 809 amino acids. The transcript is spliced from 2 exons. Gene Ontology annotation, biological process: ubiquitin-dependent endocytosis. NCBI's taxonomy places the organism in Eukaryota, Fungi, Ascomycota, Sordariomycetes, Xylariales, Hypoxylaceae.
UGCUCUUUGGCCUCUUCCCUUCCCAUCUGCCCAACUUCUAAUAACGGUCGAUCGGAAAUUGAUGACGGGUUUCGUGUGGUGUCAUGCCUGGCACUCACGCCGUUGUCAAUUGAGACAAAUCGAAUAGAUGGGUUCCGACGCCGACAAAGCGCAUAACGUGUCGCUCGACGACUCGCCAUCGAAACCAUCCUUCUUUUCGCGUCUGACAUCUCCCUUACGCUCUCGGACACGUAACCUAGCCGACUUCCACAUCCGCCUUCAUGAACCUCACCGACAAUAUUCCGCCGGCGAACAUGUUAGAGGCCAUGUCAUUCUUUCCGUCGUUAAACCCAUUCGCAUAACGCACUUAACCGUCGCUUUACAUGGAUUCGUUCGUGUUUACAAGCAUGCCGGCGCUGGUGCGCAGCUUAGUCCCGUCAAUCCCGCCGUAAUAUCCCACGAUAAGAACCGGAAUGUUAGAUACUUUGGCAACGGGCUGGCGUCUCUUUUCCAAGAUGAGCAAGUUCUCUGCGGUGAAGGGAGGUUGAAGCCUACGAGAUUCGAGUUCGAGUUCGACCUCAUCUUUCCCUCAAAGGGACUCCCGAGUAGUAUUGAUUUUGAGAGGGGAACGAUAUCCUAUAUGAUUACUGCCACCUUAACAAGACCAACGUCCAUAGCUGCGACUUCUAGCUGCGAAACAAAAGUAGCGCUCGUCGAGAAGGUGGACAUAGGCUUACUCGUCCCCCCGCGCGAACGAAAGGUGUGCAUGCAGACGCUACGUAGACGACCCAAGAAGAAGAAGAAACCAAUGCCGGCGGUCGCAUCGACGGUCAGACAGGGCUCAUUAUCGACAGAAGCGCAGGAACCAGCAUCGGACUUGGACUCCACAAGGGUGAACGAAAAUUCAAAUGGAAGUAGCGCAAGUCUCGGUGAGAUAGCGGCGGUUGGACUAAGCGGAAGUAAUCUACCCCGAAGUCCAUUACGAAGCGAUAUAAUUCCGGGCGACCUACAAAGCGAGAUUAGUGGCGAGAGUGCCCUGAGUAACAACAGUGGCUCCAAUAGUGCCAGAGGCGCCGAUGCUAGUGGCGAAUCUGUCGCUGCAAGUAGACUGUCGGGGAGUGAUGACAGGGAGAUCAACGCUACGGUUGAAUUGUUAAAAGGAGGUUGUCUUGCCGGGGAUAUGCUAACGGUGAAAAUUAAGGUUGAACAUAAUCGCCGUAUGAAGAGCAUGCACGGCGUCAUUGUCACGCUCUAUCGGCAGGGUCGUGUUGAUUAUUCACCACCGAUAUCGUUAUUUACUGCAGAUUUAUCUCAGGAGGAGGCUAAACGACUAGAGCGCGAAGAUUAUUAUCCAAGAUCAAGAACCGGCCUUGGAGGGUUGUCGCUAUCCUCUGCCGGCUCAUGUAGUGUUUUCCGAAAAGACCUCUCACAAGCGGUUGCACCAUUGAUAAUUGAUCCCGCUACACUCACAGCGAAUAUAACAACAUCUAUAAGGGUCCCGGAGGACGUCUUUCCAAGCAUAAAAAACGUUCCAGGAGGUCUAAUCAGCUUCAAAUAUCAUAUCGAGGUCGUUCUUGAUCUCGGAGGGAAGCUUGCUGGUCAAUCGUCCGGGACUUCACAACAAACGAGUCGGAUAGGCUCUUUAGGAGUUCCGGGGGGAAACCCUGCUUCAACAGCUGGGGCAUAUGAUAUAAAGCGACUUGCUAAUUGGAAUGGUACAAUAGUAGACACCGAUCACCUACGACGUGAGAAAGGAGUCAUAUCGGUAUCAUUUGAGGUUGUGGUUGGGACUAUGGACUCUACUCGGUCACAGGGCAAAUCUGUUAUACGCCCAGCGCUGACAGUAGACCCGCCUCCGACUGAGAACGCCAAUGGUGAGAAUGGCGAAUCGAAUUAUACUUGGCAUAAUGAAUAUGACAAUGAGAACAAUUAUCAUGGAGAGUACCCAGCUGGACAGCUUGAGCCAUCACCACAGAGCUAUUUUCCGCCAGGCGCAUCUCCCCAGACCUCUUACUACGAUUUCCAAGAUCGAGAGGCCCAUGCUCCGAUUUAUAUACCACCGCCAGAGUUGCCCAAUGAAAAUGGGCUUACAGAAAAAGAGCGUGCUCGCCAGGCAGAGCAAAGAUUAUUGCCUAGCCAACCCCCCCAACUACCUUCUGAAUCAGGAGCUGGUCCUUCGCAGCCAUCCGCGCCAAGUAAUAUUUCCACCUUCCCGACAAAUAUCAUUCAACCUCCCAAUAGCUUACCAGCACUGGAAGAAGAUAUUAGGGAAGGACCAUCAGCACCUUCGUUCGCAGAUCUAACUCCAACUGGUCCCCCGAGGUCUCAUGCCGACGAUAAACAGGAACUUGAGCGGCAACGGCUGCUCCUGGAGGCUAGCUCACCUCCAGAGGUUCCGGAUGAUUAUGAUGGCGGGGGCCCGUCAGCGCCCCCCUUAAGCCAGCCAGGUGUUUUAGAGCCGACAGCUCCAGUGCUUAAUGACAAUCACGAUUACGGUGCCCGAGAUCCUUAUCAUGAUAUUGCUGGGCCUUCGAAUCAAACCGCGGGUCAUGAACCGUUACCGAGAUACGAGCGCUAAUUUAAAAAUGCGAGAUAGGUUGAUUAUUGAUGGAUAAGACGACAUUAAGUGCAAAUUCUGUGUCUUGUGCCGGAUGGAUGAGAACGACGUUCUACUCUGUCAAAUAUACAAGACUAAUACCCAGUUUGCGCCUCACUCCGAGUGUUGUAUGAUAGAGCAACUUCGCAUCUGAUAUGAUGAACGACUUGCAUAAAAAGAGCGCUUGAAUUUCUGUCGCAUUUACCACUAUUUACAUAUACUUUGCGAGGAUGUCGCGGAGGAGUUCCGGAUAUAAGAAUUAUAUAUGAGCCGCGGAAAGAAAAAAAGGCUUAUCAAAUGAGAAAAUUUUAUCGACCUAACCAAGAAUCCAACCAUUGAAUUGGGUGAAACCUAGGACGUGAGGAUAUGAAUGAAGUACAUUGUGCGAACCGAAUUUGGGGCUACAAACCCUCGAUAUCUAUCGUCGAAUUACCAAGUUAACAGAAUACAGUAUAUUAGCACCCUACGGUCUCGUCUGAUAGGUACCUAGUAUCUAAUUGCUAUAAAUAACCAUUGCCGCCUGCUUAAUUGGUUCUUACAAAACAUGCCAUUACCCCAGAACCCCGUACUCAAUAGACCAUCGUCUGUUCUUCGAGCAAUAUCUUUUUAAUAUGAAUAGAUUAGCCCCACGAAGCAAAUCACGAUGACGGACUGGCGGACAUAGUUGAAUCAAACAGGGAC